Messenger RNA from Castor canadensis (American beaver), 1798 nucleotides. RefSeq names its product tubulin gamma-2 chain. Lineage: Eukaryota; Metazoa; Chordata; Mammalia; Rodentia; Castoridae. The record is from RefSeq and is a predicted model, not a curated record. Gene Ontology annotation, biological process: cytoplasmic microtubule organization; microtubule nucleation. Gene Ontology annotation, cellular component: gamma-tubulin complex; microtubule. Gene Ontology annotation, molecular function: GTP binding.
AGCAGGGGGCGUGGCCUCACUCUGCGCCUGUGCUGAAUUCCAGCUGCGACUGCUAAGGGAGAAAAUGAUGCCCAGGUUGGGCUCCACGGCUCGGCGGCUGAGGAGAGGCCCCCACUGCACACGCGCAGACCGAGCACCCGCGGCAAAAGACCUAGAGAGCUCGCGUUCCCUGAAUCCUGGGUUCCCGGCUGCCAGGCAUUUGUCUCAGCCGUGACUCCCGCCCGGCCGGGGCCACGUCUGAGCAGCGAUGCCCCGGGAGAUCAUCACCCUGCAGCUGGGCCAGUGCGGCAACCAGAUUGGGUUCGAGUUCUGGAAACAACUGUGUGCCGAGCAUGGUAUCAGUCCCGAGGGCAUCGUGGAGGAGUUCGCCACUGAGGGCACUGACCGCAAGGACGUCUUUUUCUACCAGGCAGACGAUGAGCACUACAUCCCCAGGGCAGUGCUGCUGGACCUGGAGCCCCGGGUGAUCCACUCCAUCCUCAACUCCCCAUACGCCAAACUCUACAACCCAGAGAACAUCUACCUGGCAGAGCAUGGAGGAGGAGCUGGCAACAACUGGGCCAGGGGAUUCUCCCAGGGUGAGAAAAUCCAUGAAGAUAUCUUUGACAUCAUAGACCGAGAGGCAGAUGGAAGUGACAGUCUAGAGGGAUUUGAGUUAUGUCACUCCAUUGCUGGAGGGACGGGUUCUGGUCUGGGCUCCUACCUCUUGGAGCGACUUAAUGACAGGUAUCCUAAGAAGCUGGUGCAGACAUACUCAGUGUUUCCCAGCCAGGAUGAGAUGAGCGAUGUAGUGGUCCAGCCCUACAACUCACUCCUCACGCUCAAGAGGCUGACCCAGAACGCAGACUGUGUGGUGGUACUGGACAACACAGCCCUUAACCGGAUCGCCACAGACCGCCUGCACAUCCAAAACCCAUCCUUCUCUCAGAUCAACCAGCUGGUUUCCACCAUCAUGUCAGCCAGCACCACCACCCUGCGCUAUCCUGGCUACAUGAACAAUGACCUCAUUGGCCUCAUUGCCUCGCUCAUUCCCACACCACGGCUCCACUUCCUCAUGACCGGCUACACCCCCCUCACCACGGACCAAUCAGUGGCCAGUGUGAGGAAGACCACAGUUCUGGAUGUCAUGAGGCGACUGCUACAGCCCAAGAAUGUGAUGGUAUCCACAGGCCGAGACCGCCAGACCAACCACUGCUACAUUGCCAUCCUCAACAUCAUCCAGGGAGAGGUAGACCCCACCCAGGUCCACAAGAGCCUACAGAGGAUCCGGGAACGGAAGUUGGCCAACUUCAUCCCUUGGGGCCCAGCCAGCAUCCAGGUGGCCCUAUCCAGGAAGUCUCCCUACCUGCCCUCAGCCCACCGGGUCAGUGGGCUCAUGAUGGCCAACCACACCAGUAUCUCCUCGCUCUUUGAAAGUUCCUGCCAGCAGUACGACAAGCUGUGGAAGCGUGGGGCCUUCCUGGAGCAGUUCCGAAAGGAAGACAUCUUCAAGGAUAACUUUGAUGAGAUGGACAGGUCCCGGGAGGUUGUUCAGGAACUUAUUGAUGAGUACCAUGCAGCUACAAGGCCGGACUAUAUCUCCUGGGGCACCCAGGAGCAGUGAUUUCUCUCUGCACUCCCUCCCUGAACAGGAAGCACAGCCCCCACAAUGCUUGGACUCUCUGACCCAACUUCACCACAUCUAGGUUCAUCUCCAACCAGGAGUUGCCUCUAACAGCCUCCGUUCUAUUCCUGGUUCUUGAGCUCUUGAUUUGCUUGUUCACUUCUAAUAAAGUAAUAAAGCUUAGUGGUGAAUAUA